Seminavis robusta is the source of this 513-nucleotide messenger RNA. The record is from the annotation of a GenBank genome assembly. Lineage: Eukaryota; Bacillariophyta; Bacillariophyceae; Naviculales; Naviculaceae.
AUGGUCGACAACCGCACACCUCAACAGCUGCUGGAAGCAUUGGCGCUCUAUAGGAUUCUUUCAAAAGAUGGACCAGCCUGUCUCUCUAAGUUGUUUGAAUCACAAGCUGCAGGGCUGGGGGAUAUUCUAGUAGGAGCUCAUCAGAACAGCAAACAACCCACAUCCAGCAAUGACAAUGAACAACCGGUCAUCAGACCUCAUUCUUGGGUAAUGCUGUGUGGUCUCACCAGCCCUUCUGGCACUGAAAUGAACGGGAAGUUGGGCUGUGUCCGUGAGAAUGGCUUUCAACAUAAACGACAUCUUGUGACAGUGGAUGGAUAUGAUGGAGUCAAGUGCAUCAAACCUGAAAACUUGAUGGAGAUUCCAGUUGAUGAGUACCGUGAGGCUUUGAUUUCCACCUUGGGGGAAGAAAUGCAAUGGAGGCUUAUGAGGGCUUUGGUGGAAUGUGCAGCACAACAUAAACAAGAGGAGCCAAACUCGGAAAAGACGAAAGCACCACAGUCAGAAUGUUGA